CUUGCAGGUUUUGUUUACUGGCGGAGGAGAGGCAGAGAAGAGGAUUUAACAAUCUACCUCUCAUGUGGGAGACUAAAAUAUAAGUUUUCGACUUUAUUUUUUGCUGUUGUCGUUGUGCAAUAACCAUGUGGUCAUUUUGAAGGGAGAUAUCCCUCAUGUAAAAUCACCGAAACGCGCUUUAUUGUGACGAAAUAGUGCGAACAACUUGACUAACGGCGAAGUCUGACAGUCAAUGUUGUCUUGCGUGGAAGUCUCGUUAAUGUCAGUAUUGACGGAAUCGAGUUUGCGGUUUAAUUAUUUAUUCUCUCCAUACAAGGUUCAGAUGAGUUUAAGUAAACUACCUAGUAAUCGCAAUAGUUUUGCGUUUAUUGGGGUAUUUUUGUGAACGACACCAGCGGAUGAGCGUGAAACGCAGUGACCCGUGGAUUUGGUUGAGUACGCCACGCGUGCCAUGAACCUGAAGUUGUCAUAAGGGAAGCUACAGAAUGCGGGACUGCGACACGAGAGACAUUGCUGCACGUCACUAGCUGUGGUUUUUUUGUUCUUUCAAUGCAAGGGAAUAAGCAAUUUCCGAAGUAGAUACACGGCGCCAUAGCGAGUGUUACCGAAAGCGUAAUUCAAUUGCGAGUUGGUUUCAAAUCGCACUACCUUGCGUUGUGGCCUGCUGCACAGCCAGCUAACAUUAGCUAGCAGCUAGCUACUCCCCUUGGCCUGUUCAGACUUUCGAGACUGCGGAUUGAAUCAAGAACAAUUGAAAAGACUCAAUGCCAUGCAAGUUAUUGGCAAGUGAGACUUUAGCUUCGUUUGUCCACAAUGAAUCACACUGUUGCAUUUGUUUGUGGCGAUUUUGAAUAUCCACCAGAUCUGUACAGAUAACUAGCGGUGGCUAACCAGGUAGCCAGUGAACGAACACGUUGGACUCCAACUUCCCUCCGCCCAUUUUUCCGGAAUGCGUGUUUUUAUUUUUGUUUACCUGUGGGUUCUCGUGGCUUAGCGAACAAACCAAUUGACAGCUACCAUCUGCCAGCUAGUUUUAACCGAGUUGACACGGAUUCUAACCCAGUUGCUCUCGACUGUGUCAUCGGUCGGAUAUUGAUUUAAGGAAAUAUGUGUCCGCGGACUUUCCUUGUGGUUUUUGUGACUGCUGUCUACGUAUGGAAUUGUCAGCAAACGAAUGGAGAAAAUACAGAAAUCUCCCCUGGAAUCUGCUCCAGUAAGGACAUCCGGAACAACGUGACCAACCUGCGCUCCCUGGAGAACUGCACAGUGAUCGAGGGCCACCUGAAAAUCAUCCUCAUGUUCAAGACCAAGCCCGAGGACUUCAGGGGCCUAAGUUACCCUAAACUGACCGUGGUCACAGACUUCCUCCUCCUGUUCAGGGUCUACGGCAUGGAGAGCCUCAAAGACCUCUUCCCUAAUCUCACUGUGAUCCGAGGUAACAACCUAUUCUUCAACUAUGCUCUGGUCUUCUUUGAAAUGCUGCAGCUCAGGGAUAUCGGCCUCCAUAGCCUGAUGAAUAUCACUAGAGGAGCGGUGAGAAUCGAGAAGAACCCAGACCUCUGCUACCUCUCCACCCUGGACUGGUCCAAGAUCCUGGACACGGUGGAGGACAACUACAUCGUGGCCAAUAAGAAUGACCGGGAGUGCGGGGACGUGUGUCCUGGGGCGGCCAAGGGGAAGACCACCUGUCAGCAGACCACCAUCAACGGCCUCUUCAACGAACGCUGCUGGACGCACAAGCACUGCCAGAGAAUGUGCCCCCCCAGCUGUAAGCACCGGGCCUGUACCAAGGACAACCAGUGUUGCCAUGAGUCAUGUCUGGGGGGCUGCUCUGCGCCCCAGAACAGCAGCAGCUGUGUAGCCUGCAAGAACCUCCAGCACCAGGAGGCCUGUGUGGACCGCUGUCCCCGGGGAUACUACACCUACAGGGGCUGGCGCUGCGUCCCCUUCUCCUUCUGCCAGGACCUCCACAACAAGUGUAAGCAGAGCAAGAGCAGCGACUGCCAUGAGUACGUUAUCCACAAUGGAGCCUGUAUACCUGAGUGCCCCUCCGGAUAUACUACUGUCAAUUCCACCACGUUAAUCUGUGCUCCAUGUGCUGGGCUGUGUCCUAAGGUGUGUAUGGGCCAGAAGAUGGUGGACUCUGUGACAGCAGCACAGGCUCUGAGAGGAUGCACCGUGCUCAACGGCAGCAUGGAAAUCAACCUCAGAGGAGGAAAUAACAUAGCAGCAGAGCUGGAGGCUAACCUUGGUCAGUUGGAGGAAAUAACAGGGUAUCUGACUGUCCGGCGCUCCUACGCCCUCGUCUCUCUCUCCUUCCUCCGCAAACUACAGGUCAUCAGAGGGGACACGCUGAUAGACGGGGGCUACUCGUUCUACGCGUUAGACAACCAGAACCUGCGUCAGCUGUGGGACUGGAACAAACACAACCUGACCAUCCUCCAGGGGCGCAUGUUCUUUCAACUCAACAUUAAGCUCUGCAUGUCAGAGAUCCGCAAGAUGGAGGAGGUGACGGGCACCAAAGACAGACAGCACAAGAACGACAUCGUAUCCAAGACCAAUGGAGACCAGGCCUCCUGUGAGAACCAGGAGUUACGGUUCACUCAGGUGCGUGCCACACACGAUAAGAUCGUGAUCAGGUGGGAACCGUUCUGGCCUCCUGACUUCAGAGACCUGCUGGGCUUCAUGCUCUUCUACAAGGAAGCGCCCUACCGCAACGUGACAGAGUUUGACGGACAGGACGCGUGUGGUUCUAACUGGGUAAUAGUUGACCUGGAUCCUCCAGCCCGGGCUACAGAGGGAAACCCACAGGUGGAGCCAGGUACCCUGAUCUUGUCUUUGAAGCCCUGGACGCAGUACGCCAUCAUGGUCAAGACCCAGCUCUCUGCCUCUGAUGAACACCAGGUCCUCGGGGCCAAGAGCAAGAUCAUCUACGUCAGGACCAACGCCACCAAACCGUCCGUGCCCCUGGACCCCAUCUCAUCAUCUAACUCGUCCUCUCAGAUCAUCCUGAAGUGGAAGCCCCCAACGGACCCCAACGGGAACAUCACUCACUACCUGGUGUACUGUCAGCAGCAGUCUGAGGCCAGCGAGCUCUACAAGUUUGACUACUGUCAGAAAGGUAUGAAGCUGCCGUCGCGGGUGCCCACCCAAGUGGACAGUGAUGAGGAGGCCAAGUGGAACCAGACUGAGGACGAGGGGCAGGGUGGCCGCUGCUGUGCCUGUCCCAAAACAGACAAACAGCUGAAGAAGGAGGCCGAGGACUCAGAGUACCGUAAGACCUUCGAGAACUACAUCCACAACGAGGUCUUCGAGCCCAAACCAAGACAGCGCCGCUCCACCAUGGGCGUAGCCAAUCAGACGCAGCCGUCAUUCGCCACGAUGCCCACCACCCUGUCCGAAGGUUUCAUCACCCGCGGCCCAGACAGUGACGAUGGAAAGGGUGUGGAGAGCACUAAAAUCCAGCUGACAGUGUUUGCCAAGGAGUCUACGGUCAUCUCCGGCCUCCGACACUUUACCUCGUACCAGAUCGAUGUGCUGGCCUGCAACCACCCCACAGACCCCUCACGCUGCAGUAUGGCAGCCUUCGUCUCAGCUCGCACCAUGCCUGAGGACAAAGCAGAUGACAUAGUGGGGCCCAUCAGCUACGACGUGACUGAGUACACCGUUCAUAUUAAGUGGCUUGAGCCUAAUGCCCCCAACGGCAUGAUCAUCCUGUAUGAAGUCAACUAUAAGAGACUGGGAGACACAGAGGAGCAGCACCACUGUGUGUCCAGGAAGAUGUACCAGCAGUCGGAGGGCUGCAAGCUGAGAGUGGUGCAUCCUGGGAAUUAUACCGUGAGGAUCCGAGCCACCUCGCUGGCAGGAAACGGCUCUUGGACUGACCCCACACACUUCUACGUAGAAGACCUGCGGGUGGAUCCAUCCAACAUGUUGAAGAUUAUCAUUGGUUCAGUCAUUUUUAUUGUUUUGCUGAUACUGAUGACAGCGGGGGGAUUCGUCAUGUUCAAGAAGAAGCAAACCCAGGGCCCCUCUGGACCCCUCUACACAUCCUCCAACCCAGAGUACCUCAGUGCUGCUGACAUGUACGAGCCCGACGACUGGGAGGUGGGCAGAGAUAAGAUCAACAUCCUGCGUGAACUGGGUCAGGGCUCGUUCGGCAUGGUCUACGAGGGCAUCGCCAAGGACAUCGUGAAGGGCGAGCCGGAGACAAGCGUGGCGGUGAAGACGGUCAACGAGUCGGCCAGUCUGAGAGAGAGAAUAGAGUUCCUCAACGAGGCCUCCGUCAUGAAGGGCUUCACCUGCCACCAUGUGGUGCGUCUGAUGGGUGUGGUCUCUAAGGGCCAGCCCACUCUUGUUGUCAUGGAGCUGAUGACACACGGUGAUUUGAAGAGCUACCUGCGCUGCCUCCGCCCUGACUCUGAGAAUAACCCUACAGGGCGCCCGCCCCCCACUCUGAAGGAGAUGAUUCAGAUGGCAGCAGAGAUAGCAGAUGGCAUGGCCUACCUCAACGCCAAGAAGUUUGUCCACAGAGACCUGGCUGCUAGGAACUGCAUGGUGGCGCAGGACUUCACUGUUAAGAUAGGAGACUUUGGCAUGACCAGAGACAUCUAUGAGACGGACUACUACAGGAAGGGAGGGAAGGGUCUGCUUCCUGUCCGCUGGAUGGCUCCUGAGUCUCUGAAGGAUGGCGUGUUCACUGCAAACUCAGACUGCUGGUCAUUUGGUGUGGUGCUGUGGGAGGUCAGUACCCUAGCGGAGCAGCCGUACCAGGGCCUGUCCAACGAGCAGGUCCUGAAGUUCGUCAUGGACGGAGGAUUUCUGGACCGACCAGACAACUGUGCUGACCGGCUACACGACCUGAUGUCGAUGUGCUGGCAGUAUAACCCCAAGCUGCGUCCCAGCUUCCAGGAGAUCAUCGAAAUGCUCCACGAGGACCUUCACCAGUCCUUCCAGGAGGUCUCCUUCUACUACAGUCAGGAAAACAAGCCUCAGGAGCAGGAGGACUUUGACCUAGACAUGGACAACAUGGAAAGCAUUCCCCUGGACCCGUCCUCCUACUCUCAGAGAGGGGACCACAGUUCCUCGUACUCUCAGAGGGGAGACCACAGCUCGGAGAGGGACGAAGCGGGUUCGUCCCUGGGGUUGAGACAAAACAGCUACGAGGAACACGUCCCGUACACACACAUGAACGGGGGAAAGACGAACGGACGGAUACUAGCUCUGCCUCGGUCUAGUCCCUCCUAACAGAACACUAUAUGGAUAUCGUAUCCCUAUCUCCCCUUAAGCCCAACCUUUUCCCUCACACAGAUGCAUAGAUAUAAAUAUAUGAAUAUAUUUUUGUUUUGUUUUUUCAUUUUAUAUAGAUAAACACUUUUAUCACUGAGGCCCUCUCGAAGUGUACAUAUCUCAGGACGUUAAUGCUCUCUUGUAAAGAUGCCACAUCAAAUAGACUACGGUAUGUAUGUUAAUGUUCACACAGGAAACACACACACAACCACACAGACACUUUUUGUAUUUAAGAAAGAACCUCCCGUGCUUCUUUCUAGUCUUUGAUCCUUAAAAAAAUAUAUUUCCAAUCUUCCACAAAUGGGUGGCGGUUUGGGGGAAUCAACUGUGAAUCUAACUUUGGGACAACCAGAAGGCUGCUAAUCCGAGGACUCUCCAGACUGUCCCUUGCCCAGGCCGAGGCGCUCUCCCUUGGCAGGUCAGCCCUCACUGGGUCCCUGGGUCUCCCUGGGCCAUGGAGGUCCACCUGGGUCGCUCAAUGUAAAAGUGCCCUUCUCUUCUAUCUCUGGCUGUAGCCUGCAUCUUAUGUCAUGGAGCUGUGUCUCUGUAUCUUUGUCCUCUCAAGUCGUCAACGAACGACACACUUGAGAACUAACUUUUGGAUGGAUGAAUGUUUCAAAUCCAUUUUUAAAUCUUCAAACAAACUUUAUCGAUCCACUGGAGAAGCUUGUUGUCAAUUUUCUCCUCACACUCUGCAGUAUUCCAGCAUCACACAGAAAUAAUUAACAGAUUUUUGGGGUUAUAUAUUUUUAAUUUAUUUAUGUUUCAUUUUCUCUUUGAGUUUUCACAUUUACAACUGAAGGAUAUUUAAAAAACUGUUUCAGAAAGACAUUUUGACGAAAGAAACGAGUUCCUCAGAAGACAUAGCUGCUUCUUUUUAUAUAUUUUAGUGGGUAUAGAAAAUAUAAAUAUAUUAUUAAUAUUUUUUUUUUGUACAUAGUGGUUGACAUACAUUGUCUUUCAUGAGGUAUUUCCAGUCUGUAGAAAAAAAGGUUUUACAUGUUUGUCUCUUAUGUUUAUUUUUUUCUAAUCCAGAAUUCAUACUAAUAAUCAUUUGGACUUGUGAUAAACCAGCAGCAUUUGGUAUUUUCUCUUGGCUUGGCCUGUUGAUAUCAGAUCAAAUCAAACUGUCUGCUCUUCAUAAAUAAAGCAGCACGGUGCAACAUGACCACGCUCUUUUUCUGUCCACAUGCUUCUCUUACUGUUUACUUUGUUGUUGUUUACUAUGUCAUGGUGUCAUGUGUACAAAUCAUCUAAUAGGGUCGGUCUUUGCUGAAAUAAAAGAUCCCAGAAAUGUUC
Messenger RNA from Salvelinus fontinalis (brook trout), 6588 nucleotides. Its product is annotated as insulin receptor-like. The transcript is spliced from 23 exons. Gene Ontology annotation, biological process: glucose homeostasis; protein autophosphorylation; positive regulation of kinase activity. The coding region runs from base 1108 to 5247 and encodes 1379 amino acids. The record is from RefSeq and is a predicted model, not a curated record. Gene Ontology annotation, molecular function: insulin receptor substrate binding; insulin receptor activity; ATP binding. Gene Ontology annotation, cellular component: insulin receptor complex; axon; membrane. Lineage: Eukaryota; Metazoa; Chordata; Actinopteri; Salmoniformes; Salmonidae.